Lasiosphaeria miniovina is the source of this 1122-nucleotide messenger RNA. RefSeq lists its product as uncharacterized. The transcript has a single exon. The annotation marks the transcript as partial. Lineage: Eukaryota; Fungi; Ascomycota; Sordariomycetes; Sordariales; Lasiosphaeriaceae. The record is from RefSeq and is a predicted model, not a curated record.
AUGCUCGAGAUUUUUGCCUACAAGAAAUACAAGAAGAACAAGGCGGAGAAGGAAAAGGCCAAGCAGGACGAAGGCGGGGCCAAUGCCACCGCCGCCAGCCCGAGCCUGAGCCCCAAAGUCGGCGGCACUGCAACCCCGGCCCAGCUGCUCGGCGAUGACGACGCCCAAUUCCUCGAGCGCCUGACGACGUCGUCGGCCGACAACUACAGUGACGACGACGUAGGAUCGCGGCCCCCCCUGCCGCCGCGCGUCAAGACGCCCGACCUGACGUGGGAUAGCGACAGCGAGAGCUUCAAGCCUGCCACCGAUUCCGCUACGUCUACCGCCGCUAAGGGCAAAGAAAACAAGAACGUGCUCAACCGGCUCUCGCUAUCAAUCCGCCGGCGCAAAGAUGGCGCGACGUUCGCCGCCAAGCAGCGCUUCUCGAGCAGCAACAACAACAACCAGCUAGCCGUCCCGGUGCCCGAAGUCGACCGCGAGCGUGACGACUUGUCGCGGGUGCUGGACGACCUGAACCUGGCGGCGCGCAAUAACAAGGCCUUUUCGCUCAGCGCCGACUCUUCGGAACUGGUGGGCAAGUUCACGCUUGUCCUCAAAGACCUGGUCAACGGGGUGCCGACGGCGGGGCGCGACCUAGCAGCACUAGUACAGGACCGCGACGGGGCCAUCGCGAAGCAGUACGAGAAGCUGCCCAAGUCGCUCAAGAAGCUAGUGAUGCAGCUGCCGGACAAGCUGACGUCGUCGCUGGCACCGGAGCUGCUGGCGGUGGCGGCCGAGGCGCAGGGCGUGGAGUCCAAGAGCGACGGGGGCAUCAAGGGUGCGGCCAAGCGCCUGCUGCAUCCCAAGAACCUGAUGGACCUGGUGACGAAGCCGGGCGCCGUCGUUAGCAUGCUUAAGGGCAUCAUGAACGCGCUCAAGCUGCGGUGGCCGGCCUUCAUCGGCACCAACGUUAUCUGGAGCGUCGCGCUGUUCCUGCUACUGUUCGUCUUGUGGUACUGCCACAAGCGCGGCCGCGAGGUGCGCCUCGACCGGGAGAAGUCUGACGCCGACCUGGCCACCGGCACCAUCGACGGCGCCAGCCGCAUCGAGGAGCUGCCCGACGACCCCGCGCUGCCCGCGCCG